GUGGCCGCGGCGGGGAGGCCGCGCUGCCGGAGGCCUGUCCGCUAUGGGUCGCAACAAGAAAAAGAAGCGCGAUGGCAACGACCGGCGGCCGCGGCUCGUUCUCAGCUUCGACGAGGAGAAACGGCGGGAGUACCUCACAGGCUUCCACAAGCGCAAGGUGGAGCGGAAAAAGGCAGCCAUUGAGGAGAUCAAGCAGCGGCUCAAGCAGGAGCAGAAAAAACUCCGGGAGGAGCGCCACCAGGAGUACUUGAAGAUGCUGGCAGAGAGAGAGGAGGCGCUGGAGGAGGCAGACGAACUGGAGCGGCUGGUGACAGCCAAGACCGAGUCUGUGCAGUAUGACCACCCCAACCACACAGUCACCGUGACCACCAUCAGUGACCUGGACCUCUCGGGGGCCCGGCUGCUGGGGCUGCCCCCACCUGAGCAAGGGACCGGGUAUGAGGAGGAGCCAUCAUCCCCAGAGAAGCCGGCCAGAGCCUUACCCAGGAAGUCCCGAGACCCCCUGCUGUCCCAGCGGAUCUCCUCGCUCACGGCCUCACUGCAUGCACACAAUCGUAAAAAGGUCAAGAAGAAACAUCCCCAACGGGCCCAGGACUCCACCAAGAAGCCCCCAAGUGCCACUCGCACCAGCAAGACCCAGCGCCGCCGGCUCACAGGCAGAGCCCGCCAUAGUGGGGAGUGAGCCUGAGCCUCGGGCCCACGCUGGCCUAGGCUACCAGGCCCUCCGGUCUCAGCUUGGCAGCCCUGGUAACCCAGCCUGCACCGAGGUGAUGGCUCUGCAGCAGUUGAGCACCUCUCCAACCCAGGGCUGUACCCCAAGGCGCAUACCCCAGGAGGAGCAGGCAGCCAAGAGCUGGCCUCCCUGGGAGGUAUGGAGCAUCUUUGCACAUGUUCCUCCACUCGGCCUUCAUCUGUUUUUGAGACUCACUGCAAUGUGACCCGUUUGUCCUUAACCCUGUGCCAAGAGCAGGCUGGGGGGGCAGGCACUGUGUUAGAGCCUCACAUCGGGACUGCAGGAGUCUGCAGGUUGGGGGUAGUGUGUCAAAUGUGUUCUCAGCCAUGGGGAAGCUUCUAGACUAGAGACAGGGUUGGGUCUUGGAGAGUGCGUGACGGCAGCCCUGCCGCAGCUCCUGCCUGGCCCUAGAGGAGAGGGAGCAGGUCUGCAGGACACACCUUCCCUCCAAACACCCCUGAAGGACCUGCAGGAGCAGUCUUGUCCCGCCCCUUUUGGGAUAGUCAUCUCCCAUGUCACCAUCAAAACCCACCUUCUGGAGACUUCUGAUAUUGGCCAUGUGUGACUAAAGGCCACACCUAGGCUUAGGAACGCGAAACUCAGGGCUGGUGGCUGGGAGGCCCCGUGACCUGGCUUCUCGCUCCUUUACCCAUUCUUCCUGCUGCCUUUCCAUUGUCCUCCCCUCUGCUUGGGGCGGGGUGGCUGCCCUGCUUGGCUGCCUCCAUCCUGGGCAGAGUGGGGCCUGUGGCCAGCUCUCCAGGUAGUUCUGGUUCUCAGCCCAGGCCAGUGUUGGCCUCACCCUCAUCCCUUGUGAGCUGGAAGAGCUGCACCUGGGGAAACAUGCGCGCAGCAGGGCUUGGGUCUGACUCCUGGCCCUGCAGCUUGGCCAUGGUAUGACUGAGGGCUGCCUGGAGGCAGAAACAACCAUGGGUCUAAGCACUUCCCGUGGCACCUGCCAUCCCCAUUGUACCUUGUAUGUUUUCAUCGGCUGCUGUUGGCUGAGACCCAGCUCUUCCACCGGCCCCAGGCACAUGGGACCAUUUACAACUUGCAUCUGGAAUUGUAGUGUUUACAAACAAGUAUUAAACUUUUUAUUAAACCUUUGCAUGCUCUCCUAUUUGUGUCAUCUAUUCUUCUGGCAGGCCAAGGAGGUUGAGCCCCAUGAUUUUGUCAAGUCAUUAGAGUGAUGGAAUUGGAAUCUUCUGGAGAGCUGCUCUUUUUCUCCCAGGACGUCUUCUCCAUGUUCCAUGCUGGACUCUUUCCUCCUGUUGCUCACUCUCCUAGGGGACCCUCGGAGUGCCUUGGGAUCCUUGAUGUUCUAUUAAGAAGGAUUAGGUUUAGCUGCAAAUAACAAGAAACAAUUUUAAAAGAAGUGGCUUAUGAGAGAGGAAGGCGCUAAUCUGGCUUCUGGAAGGCUGGGGCUGGGGUGGCAGGUUUUAGCUUUAUUAUUGUGCAACCUCUUACAGCUUCCACUUCAUGGUCCAAGAUGGCUGCUUGAGCUUCAGCCAUCAUGGCUGCCUUUUGGCCAGCAGAACGGAGAAACAUGGAAAGUUUGAACCUCAAACCAAACACAUAAAGGGGAAGCAGCUUCCCCAAGCUCGUAAUCAGGAAGUGCUACGGCUGGAUGUCAAGCUUGAGUCUCCUGUUUUACUUAUGGUAACUGGCCAAGCGCAAAGCUCACUCUCCUUGUUACGCAUCUGUGUCUUCUGUUCCAUACUGGGCUCUCUCUCCCGCUGACCAGUGGGCUCCUCAUCAGAGGAGGAACCACAUUUCACACGUUACCAUCACCCCAGAGCCCAGGGAGGCCUGGCAUGUACUGUGUGAAUGUCUGGGUGAAUUAGCAAAUGAAGACACUCUGGUGCCUGGA
Messenger RNA from Talpa occidentalis (Iberian mole), 2600 nucleotides. It is a transcript of the gene NOL12, whose product is annotated as nucleolar protein 12. Gene Ontology annotation, cellular component: nucleolus. Bases 44 to 682 code for a protein of 212 amino acids. Gene Ontology annotation, molecular function: RNA binding. NCBI's taxonomy places the organism in Eukaryota, Metazoa, Chordata, Mammalia, Eulipotyphla, Talpidae. The transcript has 6 exons. The record is from RefSeq and is a predicted model, not a curated record.